GUCAGCACAACAUAUGAGUAUUGCAGAGGUCAUGAACAGCCCCUUGCCGGUGGCUUCACCCACAGCAGUCUCGCCUUUACCUCCCGCUACUGAGAAGGUUGCGGAAAUUAUGGACAUGUUUCGACAGGCCUAUACGUCAUCGCCGGUCAUGACACCUCACCCAACGUUUGAAACUCUUCAAGAUGCUAUCAUCCGUGAAAUCAAUUCCCAUGACGCCUUCAAACGGUUGACAUUUCCCGAAACGGAAGGCUCUCUUACUCCCUCUCCCUCUCAGGAGUCGUUUGAUAAGGGUCUCAGCGUGCAGCUAUACCCUAAUACGGGAUCUGAAAGAGGUCCUAAUGCGAAAGAAGGUCAACUCCUCAAGUUGAUCCGAAAGAGUUCCUUUAGAAAGCAUAAAAGAAACUCGGAACAACGUAGGAGCAUCUCGACAAGUGUGCCAACGACAGCCAUACCUCAGGUGUCAGAAGGGACCAUUCGACGGAGGCACACCGAUGCCCCGUUACCAUCAGGCCAAGUCUUGAGCAAAGCAGUCGCGGGGGAGGACAGCCUUGAGGAACCUGAGAUGCCCAUGACCUACAUGGAUCUGCUGCUGCGGUCUGAGGAAGCUGCAUCUGACAUUGGCUCGAAGCAAGCCUGUCGCUUAUCUGGAAACACGACCCAGUCCACGCCCACACAGUCCCUUUCGUGCGAGAAGGCGGAUCGCUCCAGGCCGUCGCCAUCCAUUCUCUACAUGCGCGCCCACGGCUCCGAUUCCAUACAGGGAUCCCGAUCCAGCUUUUCAGAUGACGAGAGUGACGAAGAAAUCAUCGAACUACCAAGCCUCGAGCCUCCGGAAGUCAUUAUCCAUGGCAUCGACUACGAACAUGCGGCGGUCCCCACUGCGCAGAGCACAACUAUCAAAAGCCCUUACCGGAUCAUGAGCUGGCCGCGCAAACCCACCAACAACAUCUUGAACGUGAACUAGCUUUCUUCUCUCUCUUCUCUUCAAGCGCUUCUCUUCCAGGCUCCCGAGAUCCGACAACUCAAGCUGUCUGACCUACUAUCCUCCAUCCAUUCUUGUGGAGGGCAGCCCUUCUCAAAUGAGACCGUUUCAUGAUACCCAUCUAUAUGCAUGUCCACUAACCAUUUCUUCCCUCCUUCCUUGCACAGCUUUCACCCGAUUCCAAUCAUUUCUUCCUUAAAGAGAAACACGACGUUGUCUUUCUCACGAACGAGUGCUGCACAUGAUCCUUUUUACGGUCCCAAAAGCUGACUUGUCGUUACGUGCUUUCUUCUAGACCAUCUCUCCCUGCUAGUGCAGAGGAGUUGCCUCUGCUACCUACACUCAUUGUAUAGAUGCAUAAUUUCCUAUUAUACUUUCUUAUCUGUCUAUUAGCGCAACCAUCCAUCACUGCCUGCUGUCGUCGCUCAACAUCAUGUCUCUCCUUCUC
This is a messenger RNA of Aspergillus aculeatus ATCC 16872, 1430 nucleotides long. RefSeq lists its product as uncharacterized. The record is from RefSeq and is a predicted model, not a curated record. NCBI's taxonomy places the organism in Eukaryota, Fungi, Ascomycota, Eurotiomycetes, Eurotiales, Aspergillaceae. The transcript has a single exon. The coding region runs from base 14 to 964 and encodes 316 amino acids.